AUGGGUACCGGCCAACGAAGGGAAAGGGGGAGCUGUGACGUCGGAAACGAAAAAAACAGAGGGAUAGAAAGGGGCGAGAGGGACGCCGAGAAAAAGAUGUGCAGCAGGAGCGAGCCUGGUUUCCUUAUACGGCGGCAUCAUGAUCGGCCCCAUAUGCAAAUGGCCCCGGCCUCGGGAACGCAAGAGUGUGCCAAGUGCCUACCAAGCGAGUAUCAGCCUAGGACAGAAGCAGAUACAGUCGCUGCUCUUACUUUUGCUGUCAGCCAUCUUGACGUUGGUCUUGGCCUUUGUGGUUGUCAGGGGGAGAUUUUGAUAAUGGAGCACGUGGAGAUGGACGUGGAGUCCAACAGUGUGUUUUGA
Molecule: messenger RNA, 360 nt
Organism: Pyricularia grisea
Lineage: Eukaryota; Fungi; Ascomycota; Sordariomycetes; Magnaporthales; Pyriculariaceae
Exons: 3
Coding region: 1-360 (119 amino acids)
Source: RefSeq, a predicted model, not a curated record